This is a messenger RNA of Capra hircus (goat), 3229 nucleotides long. RefSeq names its product catenin alpha like 1 (gene CTNNAL1). The record is from RefSeq and is a predicted model, not a curated record. Gene Ontology annotation, biological process: cell adhesion; Rho protein signal transduction. The transcript is spliced from 19 exons. Bases 169 to 2313 code for a protein of 714 amino acids. NCBI's taxonomy places the organism in Eukaryota, Metazoa, Chordata, Mammalia, Artiodactyla, Bovidae. Gene Ontology annotation, molecular function: cadherin binding; actin filament binding.
GCCGGAGCGCUUGGAGGCGGGGGGGCGGGGUCUUCCGGGGGCGGGGUCUCGGGCGGCGCGGGUGACUUGCAGCUGCCGCGGGCGGGCGGGCAGGCUGGCUGGCUGGCGGGAGGCGGCGGGCCCGCAGCGGCGCGGCGUCCCGGCUGCGCGACGGGCUGAAUAAAGGCCAUGGCCGCCUCUCUGGGCCCCGCAGGCGGUGGCGGCGCCGGGGCAGCGCACGGCUCCGGCCCGUCGGGCUUCGCCUUCGACUCCGGACUCGAGAUCAAAACUCGCUCGGUGGAGCAGACGCUGCUGCCGCUGGUUUCUCAGAUCACCACACUUAUUAAUCAUAAAGAUAAUACCAAAAAGUCUGAUAAAACUCUGCAAGCAAUUCAGCGUGUCGGACAAGCUGUCAACUUGGCAGUUGGAAGAUUUGUUAAGGUGGGGGAAGCUAUAGCCGAUGAAAACUGGGACUUGAAAGAGGAAAUAAAGAUUGCCUGCAUUGAAGCUAAACAAGCAGGAGAAACAAUCGCAGCACUUACAGAUGUGAGCAGCCUGAAUCGUCCAGAAUCAGAUGGCCAGAUCACAAUUUUUACAGAUAAAACAGGAGUCAUAAAGGCUGCAAGAUUACUUCUUUCUUCAGUGACGAGAGUGUUGCUACUGGCAGACCGAGUAGUCAUUAAGCAGAUAAUAAGAUCGAGAAAUAAGGUUCUUGCAACUAUGGAAAGGCUGGAGAAAGUGAAUAGCUUUCAAGAGUUUGUCCAAAUAUUCAGUCAGUUUGGGAAUGAAAUGGUGGAGUUUGCACAUCUAACUGGAGAUAGACAAAAUGAUUUGAAGGAUGAAAAGAAAAAGGCAAAAAUGGCAGCAGCUAGGUCAGUUCUUGAAAAGUGUACAAUGAUGCUUCUCACAGCUUCAAAGACUUGUCUCAGGCAUCCCAACUGUGAGUCAGCCCAUAAAAACAAAGAAGGAGUAUUUGACCGGAUGAAAGUGGCAUUAGAUAAGGUCAUUGAAAUUGUGACUGAAUGCAAACCAAAUGGAGAGAAUGACAUUUCAUCUAUCAGUAUUUUUACUGGGAUUAAGGAAUUCAAGAUGAAUAUUGAAACUCUUCGGGAGAAUCUUUAUUUUCAGUCAAAAGAGACUCUCUCAGCGAUGUUGGAAGCCCUCUUGGAGCGCACGGAGGACUUCACUGAUUGUGCCUACACCAGCCAUGAGCACAGGGAACGCAUCUUGGAACUGUCAGCUCAGGCGAGGACCGAAUUGCAGCAGUUAAUUUCUGUGUGGAUUCAAGCUCAAAGCAGGAAAACAAAAAGCAUCGCUGAAGAACUGGAACUCACUAUAUUGAAAAUCAGUCACAAUCUCAAUGAACUUAAGAAAGAGCUUCAUAGUACAGCAGCUCAGCUGGCAGCAGAUCUGUUAAAAUACCAUGCUGAUCAUGUGGUUCUAAAAGCAUUAAAACUUACUGGAGUAGAAGGAAAUUUAGAAGGUUUGGCUGAAUAUGCCUGCAAACUCUCUGAACAGAAAGAGCGGCUUAUUGAGACCUGUCGAUUGUUGAGACAUGUAUCGGGGACAGAACCUCUUGAAAUAACCUGUCUACAUGCAGAGGAGACAUUUCAGGUGACUGGCCAGCAGAUAAUUUCUGCUGCUGAAACUUUGACACUGCAUCCAUCUAGUAAAAUUGCUAAAGAAAAUCUAGAUGUAUUCUGUGAAGCCUGGGAAUCCCAAAUUAGUGACAUGUCAAUACUGCUGAGAGAAAUCAAUGAUGUGUUUGAAGGAAGACGAGGAGAGAAGUAUGGCUACCUUUCACUUCCAAAGCCAAUGAAGAAUAGUGCAAACCUGAGAUCAUUAAAGGCAGAUAAGCCUGACUCUGAGGAGCAAGCCAAGAUAGCAAAGCUUGGACUCAAACUGGGUUUGCUCACUUCUGAUGCCAACUGCGAGAUUGAGAAGUGGGAGGAUCAGGAGAAUGAGAUGGUUCUAUCUGGACGGAACAUGUCCAGUAUGGCCUAUUCUCUGUAUUUAUUUACUAGGGGAGAGGGGCCAUUAAAAACCUACCAGGAUUUAAUUCAUCAACUAGAGGUUUUUGCUGAAGAGGGUUUGAAGCUUGCUUCAAGUGUACAGGCUUUCUCAAAACAGCUGAAAGAUGAUGACAAACUUAUGCUUCUCCUGGAAAUAAACAAGUUUGUCCCUCUCUGCCACCAGCUCCAGACAAUAAUUAAGACACCUUUACAGAAUCAAGUGUUUCUAAAGGUUGAUAAGUGUAUUACAAAGGCGAGAUCCAUGAUGGCUGUUUUGGUUCAGCUUCUCUCACUUUGCUGUAAACUGUUGAAGAAGCUUUAGAUGGAAAACAGCAGAUGGGUCUCAGUUACAACUGUGGAUGGUAAAACUUGAGAAACUUUUGAGGUCAGAUCUUGGGAACGCCAUGUGGCAACACUGACCAUUUUAGAAAGCAAAUGAUCCUUUAUGUUUCAGAAACUCAACAAUUUUGCAGAGAAAACAAACUGAAAUCUUGCUUUAUUUUCUGAUUUUAUGAAACCGAUUGUGAAGCUUUCUGACAACUAAUAAAUGCCAUGGUAGUUGCUGUAUUUCUAAUUGCAGGGUGAUUUUAAAAUGGGACAUUGCUUUGAAUAAUGUUCUUUAAGUCAGACCAAAUAUCCCAACUGUCUUAACGACAGUUUAAUCCAAAGAAGCUAUUUUAAAUAUAUGCUCACGGAUGGCAUAUUUUACCAUAAGUUUCUAUUUUAUAAAAUUUAAGCUUCUCAUCUAGGACACUAAUUUGCAGCAGAAGAUAGCCAGUAGUCUCGGUGAUGCAGGGUUUCCCAUAAGCCUGUGGACUCGUCUUCACUCCCUCCUGUCUACUGAGAAUGACUGGGCCUCUGCCUUCCCCUCUGGGGCAGGUCAUCCAUCCUAAGAGCACAGGCAGUCUAUUGUGAUGCAUGUCCCUCUCCUCUCCCUUCCCAAAAGCAGGAUCCUGGAGCUCACGCCACAAAAGCCUAGAGGGCAGCUCACCAGGAAGUGGUUGUAGUUCUCAUUCUAGCAUAGCUGGCUUGUUUCUGCCCUGAAUAUUAGUUGGAACCCUAAGCCUCUGUUACUGGCUUCAGUAGUUUUUCUACUUCUCAGUAGCAACUGAUGGAAUGUAAGAUAGAAGACAGAAUAACUGAACUAAGCUGUUUAAAUUCUGAGUAAACAUACAUUUUAUAUACGUGCCUUUGAAAUGUUCCAUUAUAAAACAAAUAAACAUCUUUAGUCUUUUAAA